This is a messenger RNA of Choloepus didactylus (southern two-toed sloth), 627 nucleotides long. RefSeq lists its product as uncharacterized. The record is from RefSeq and is a predicted model, not a curated record. Lineage: Eukaryota; Metazoa; Chordata; Mammalia; Pilosa; Megalonychidae. Bases 1 to 627 code for a protein of 208 amino acids. The transcript is spliced from 2 exons.
AUGCACCCCGGGGUCCCCGCAGCCCCGGGGGUCUCCGAGCCUGGCCCCCGGGAGCUGUGCGCCUUCGUGAGCGGGGCGGCUGCCCACAUGCUGCGGGCGCUGCGGCCCCCCAGGAGGAGGCCCCCCAAGAGGAGGCCCAACCACAGGCGGUUCCUGCACAACCAGCUCUGCAGACAGUUCGCCAAGAUCGAGGCCGCGACGCGGCGCCUGGCCCUGUCCGUCCUGUCCCAGGAGGCGCCUCCCCGGAGACGCGCCCCGCGCAGGCCGCCCACGCCGCCGCCGUCCCCCUUCCUGGGCGUGGCCCGCGCCGCGGCCCCCGAGGAGGCGCCCCACGCCGGCCCCGGCCUGAGCCUCGCGGCACUGGACGCCUCCGCCCUCGACCUCUUCGAUGACAUCGCCCUCACCCCAGAGUGUCCCUCCGUGACAGCUGACCCCGCCUCACGACCUCUGACCCCUGACCCGAGUCGCGGCCCGCACUGCCAAGAUCCCUUGCCCCCUACCCAGCAGGCCCUGGGGGGUGGGGGGGAGCUUGUGGCUCCCGACUGGGGUUGGGUGGGCGGGCGGGAGGGGCCUUGGGACUGGUAUUCUCAGGGGGUCCCCGAGGGCUGGGGGGCCUGCUCCCCAUGA